Messenger RNA from Macrosteles quadrilineatus (aster leafhopper), 628 nucleotides. RefSeq lists its product as uncharacterized. The transcript is spliced from 4 exons. The coding region runs from base 19 to 579 and encodes 186 amino acids. NCBI's taxonomy places the organism in Eukaryota, Metazoa, Arthropoda, Insecta, Hemiptera, Cicadellidae. The record is from RefSeq and is a predicted model, not a curated record.
UAUAGUCACACACACACAAUGUGUAUUAAUGCCACAAUGUUGAUGGGAAUUUUUGUUAUUCUGAUUGUUACUACAUUGUCACACCAGAUCCAGAUUCCAUUUGUAUCGGGUAAGACCACUGUGUUUACUAUUGACGAAGUGCGCCAAUGUCCGGAUCAAGGAUCUAGAGCUAUAGUUUGGGAGAUGAAAUUAAACCGCCAAUCUCGACAGCAGGUCGUACUUCAAGGCAACAUCACAAUGAAGGUUCCCUUGGACGAUCAAGUAGCAGGAAACAUAGAAGUUUCAGAGAGGGGUAACGGGGGCUGGAUAAAGCAAGGAUUUGUUUUUAAACUUCCCCAUCUAUGCAAGGACCUAAUGUUAGUGCUAAGAUCAGGAUGGAUAAAUUUUUGGGAGAAAGCAGGAAUUUCUCCUCCGAUUACUUGUCCUAUUUCGAAGGGAAACUACUCCUUGAAAGACUUCCCAACGUCAGAAGUUUUCAAGCAUUAUCCAGGAAUGAAACAAGGGACGUUUAAAACAAAUGUGGUUUUUCUCAAAAAGGAUACUCGUUUGGGAUGCUUAGAGUUCAUAGUUCACUCCUAAACAAAUUUAAGUUUUUAUUUCAAUGAAUGUUACUGAUUUUAAAAUAAUU